Molecule: messenger RNA, 1635 nt
Organism: Brachypodium distachyon (stiff brome)
Lineage: Eukaryota; Viridiplantae; Streptophyta; Magnoliopsida; Poales; Poaceae
Product: protein FAR1-RELATED SEQUENCE 5-like
Exons: 3
Coding region: 1-1635 (544 amino acids)
Molecular function (GO): zinc ion binding
Source: RefSeq, a predicted model, not a curated record
AUGGAGGAUGACAACGGAUACGCGGGCGGGGAUUCUAGUUCGGAUAAUGAAUCCACGUCAUCUAGUCCUAGGAACGGGCCAUUUGGUGGCGAAGGAACCGACGACGGAAACGUGAGGCUUGAGCACGAAUUAGGUGUUGAUCAUGAGCAGGCCGAUCCUGCUGAUUCGGACUACAUGAGCGAAUCCAUGAUGGGCUCCGGCGAUGAAUAUGAAUAUAUUGGGGAUUCGGACAUUGACAUGGGGUAUGAAAAAGACCCUGAAGAAUCGGAGGUUAUUACGGGGUCCUACUCGGGAAGCACGAGUGAGGCAGAUGAGAUGGGACGUCUGCGAAGCAUGUUCUGGUGUGAUUCGCAGUCACGUCAGGACUAUCAGGAUUUCGGCGACGUCGUCGUGUUUGACAGUACCUACAAGAUGAACCGGUAUGGCAUGCCAUUCAUUCCCUUUGUUGGUCUGAACAAUCAUCAUAAGACCACAGUUUUUGGGUGCGCCAUCGUUUCAGACGUGACUGAAGAAACGUACGUAUGGCUGCUCCAAACAUUCUUGAGAGCCAUGUGUCAGAAGAAACCGAAGGCUGUGAUCACUGAUGGUGACGCUUCUAUGAUCAGGGCUAUUGGGGCCGUCCUCACAGGCGUAUGGCACCGUCUAUGUUCUUGGCACAUAGAGAAAAACAUGAAGAAGCACCUUAGUUUCAAAUCAACAAAAGAUUUCUGGUCUCUCUUAUACUACACCACUUCAGAAGACACAUUCGAAGACAGGUGGAACGCGUUUGUUCAGAAAUGGCGGACAGAUAGAACAGAACCAUGGCUGAGGAGGAUGUACAGAAAGAAAAGACUGUGGGCUGCGUCCUAUCUCUCGGGAGGAGUUUUUCUAGGUAUGAAAAGCAAUCAAAGAAGUGAAAGUCUGAACACAUGCCUCCACCUUCACCUUGACUUCGGAAUGACUCUCGUCGAUUUGAUAGUGCACUAUGAGAACGUAAUUGUUCGUAUCCGCGAGGCAGAGGCAAGUGAUGACUGCAGCUGUUCUCAGACACUAGCUGUGGCAGUUACAAACUGUAAGGCGAUCGAGGUGGCCGCUUCACGUGUGUUCACUCCGGCAAACUUUUAUAUGGUGCAGAAAGAUCUCAAGAAUAUUGGCGGCCUACAAGUGUUUGAUGUACACGACGGAGAUCCUCGCCGUUUCAUCGUUGGAUGGAAAACAACAACAGGUACAGGUUCCGUGGACUACACACCUGGAAGUUUUGAAGAAACUAUCAAGUGCAGCUGUCGUAGGAUGGCUUGUAAGGGUCUCCCUUGCAAGCAUAUCCUCUACAUACUAAAGGUAUUGAAAUUGGAAGAAAUUCCUCAGUGUUGUGUUCUUCCACGCUUCUCGAAAAGGGCCAGGCAUGGAGUGCCCGCGAGGCGAAACAAAGAUCUGUUUGCAUGGGCCUGGUACAUCGCCACCGCCUGGUCGGACAGCAACGUGUGCGGGAAAUACCCGUUCGCCGCUGCGUCGUCCGUCCGGCGGCUGCUGCCACCGCGUCCCCACCCGUCGCCGCGGCCGCUGCCGAAUAUGGUCGCGAGGGAGAAAGAGGCGCAAGGGAGAGAUAGAGGUGAGAUGGCGGUGUGGGGAUCGGCGAGGGAGGCGGGGGGUUUAUAA